Brassica oleracea var. oleracea is the source of this 493-nucleotide messenger RNA. RefSeq lists its product as uncharacterized. The coding region runs from base 76 to 309 and encodes 77 amino acids. The record is from RefSeq and is a predicted model, not a curated record. NCBI's taxonomy places the organism in Eukaryota, Viridiplantae, Streptophyta, Magnoliopsida, Brassicales, Brassicaceae. The transcript has 3 exons.
GGAAUCUGAUGCUUCGUUGUACUUGUAUUUAUAAAUACCAUUCAUGCAAUGUAACAAUGACAAUCUUGACUUAACAUGGUUAAAGAGAGGUCAUAUGUAAUUGCUCUUCUUCUUCUAUCUCUGCUUCUGUAUCUUUCUUUUCAAUCGCAAGUUGGUGUUGCCGAGACAAAACGUCACACACUUACUACCAAGUAUUCGGAUUCUCGAUGCGCCAAUGAAAUUCCCGCAAGUCCACCACCACCACCACCACAUCCCACGCCGAAAGUGGGUACACCACACUCGAGGUCACCCAAAGGAAAAGGACCAUAAGUGAUAAAAUGAAGUUUUCAAAAAGUGAUCAAGGAGAGUACAAGAAGAGUCGACUUUAUAAUUGUGUAACUGUUAAAACCUAGUAAGAGAUCUGGUCUUCAGUUCUUUUCUUUCGGCGGAGUCUGUUAAAAGCCGAGCAAGAGAUGAGAGUAAAACUCCUUUUAUAGUCAAUUGCCUUUUCUCA